AUGGGAUCUAUGAUGGUCCAAUUCGCGCAGCCUGACGCGGUCAUCGGCACGGUGACGCUCACCGCCGACGACCUCCGGAAGCUAAAGGAGAUGGUUUCCUCCAAAGUGAACAACUCCGCUUUCCGCUGCUCCAACAUCGUAGCGAUCUACGCUUACGCGUGGGUUUCCCUCGUCAAAGCGCGAGGGCACAACGCGGACACAAUUGUGCACAUGGUGUUCCCCGGAAACUGCAGGGAGCGGAUUCAGCCGCCGCUGCCGGCGGAGUACUUCGGCAACUGCAUCGGCGGCAACUUCGCCCAUGCGAAGGCCAUCGACCUCGCGGGAGAAGAUGGGGUGGCGGCGGCUGCUCGACUCAUCGGGGAAGCCAUCGAACAGUUUAAGGAGGACCCGCUGAUGGACGCAGACAAGUGGCAUGAGAAUUACCAGGCGAUCGCGCUGCAGAGGCCGCUGAGAGUUGCGGGGUCACCGGGUUUCAAGGUUUACGAGGUGGAUUUCGGGUGGGGAAGGCCGGUGAAGGUGGACAUGCCGUCGAUAAUGCGGGCAGGAGCCAUUUCGGUGUCGGAGAGCAGAGAUAAGAGCGGUGGAGUCGAGAUCGGUCUGGUGUCGCCUAAGACUGAGAUGAAUGAGUUUCAGGCUCACUUCUCGAAUGGUCUUAAACUGCUGCUGCAGUGA
Zingiber officinale is the source of this 672-nucleotide messenger RNA. RefSeq names its product phenolic glucoside malonyltransferase 2-like. Lineage: Eukaryota; Viridiplantae; Streptophyta; Magnoliopsida; Zingiberales; Zingiberaceae. The transcript has a single exon. Bases 1 to 672 code for a protein of 223 amino acids. The record is from RefSeq and is a predicted model, not a curated record.